CGAGCGCCGCGGGGAGGGGUGUCAGCUCCAGCGCGCGGGGGAUUUUAAUCCGAUUCCGGCCGGCCCGGAUUUUAUUGGGAGCGGGUUUUAAAGCGUCUGUCGUCCCUCUCGCCUCUGCGGACGGGGCAGCAUGUCCGAAGCGGAGCAGCAGUUGGCGUCCGCCGCCGGCGCCACCCAGAACGGCCACGAAGCGGCCGAGAGCGCCGGAGAGCAGCAGGCCGAAACCGGCGGGGCUCCGGCGGCAGCGGGCGCAGCAGCGGCGACGGCAACGGCGGGAACGGCAGCGGCGGGAGCCGGAUCGGCGGCGGGAACAGCAGCAGGGGCGGCCGCCAGCCAGAACGGAGCCGAAGGCGACCAGAUCAACGCCAGCAAGAACGAGGAGGAUGCGGGGAAGAUGUUUGUUGGUGGCCUCAGUUGGGAUACAAGCAAAAAAGACUUGAAAGAUUACUUCACCAAAUUCGGUGAGGUAACUGACUGCACGAUAAAGAUGGACCCUAACACAGGAAGAUCCAGAGGCUUUGGAUUUAUUCUCUUCAAAGAACCUGGGAGUGUUGAAAAGGUUCUGGAACAGAAAGAACACAGGCUAGAUGGAAGACUAAUUGACCCCAAGAAGGCCAUGGCAAUGAAAAAGGAUCCAGUGAAGAAAAUAUUUGUUGGUGGACUAAACCCAGAAGCCACAGAAGAGAAAAUCAGGGAAUACUUCGGAGAAUUUGGAGAGAUUGAAGCAAUUGAACUUCCAAUGGAUCCAAAGACCAACAAAAGGAGGGGGUUCGUGUUCAUCACUUUCAAGGAAGAGGAUCCAGUGAAGAAGGUUUUGGAGAAGAAAUUCCAUAACGUCAGUGGAAGCAAGUGCGAGAUUAAAGUAGCACAGCCAAAAGAAGUAUACCAGCAGCAACAGUUCAGUAGUGGUGGAGGAAGAGGUAGCUAUGGAGGAAGAGGCAGAGGUGGAAGAGGCGGUGCUCAAAGUCAAAAUUGGAAUCAAGGUUAUGGCAAUUACUGGAACCAGGGUUAUGGGAAUCAAGGAUACGGCUAUCAGCAAGGUUAUGGUGGCUAUGGAGGCUAUGAUUAUUCAGGAUAUGGGUAUUAUGGAUAUGGACCAGGCUAUGAUUACAGUCAAGGCAGUGCAAAUUAUGGGAAGACACCAAGACGUGGUGGUCAUCAGAAUAACUACAAGCCAUAUUGAUCAAACUUAUUCAGGCCUGGCAGUGGUCACAGUUGAUGCCUACAAGCACUGGAUAUUCCACAAGUUGAAGACGGAAUACUGACUUGUUUACCUGAAGAUAAUAGGACUUCGGGGUAUUUCCUCAGAGAAAAUAUAAAUUUUAAUAUAAUUUCAUAAGCUUUGGAGGUUAGCUUGUCUUGUAGCUUCAGUGAUAUCAAACUUCUUCAAGUAGGAGCUAGAUAGAAAGCUGUUUAGUUUUUGCCAGCGUAUGUAAAACAAGACUUUUCUAUCUGCAUUGUAGAUUGUUUGUGGACACUUCCAGAUUCUUGUGCUUUCUGCAGUCAUUCUGGGGACUGAACUCUCAUUGAUAUUGAUAAGAGGUUCCAUGAGCAGGACACGUGCAGGAAUUUAAACGUAGAAGCCCACAGUGUGGUUUGGAGUAGUGAUUGCUUUUAGUUUGGACGUGACUCGGGAGAUGGGAAGAGCAACUGUACAUUAAGGGAACAAUUACAGAUCAUCUUCCCAGUGACAUCAAUGAGAGAUUUGCCUUCAACCUUCCAUAGAAGAUGAUUUUUAGCUUUAAUUUGAGACAGUAAAGGGGUUUUCAAAAGCACUAAAAGCCAGUGGGAGCUUGGUUAAGCUGCUCCUUAUGCCUUUAAAAACCUCUGCACCAAAAGUGAUAGCUAACAACAUGAAAUGGAAGUAAAUAAAAUUCAUUUUCAUUGCUGUUUUGAGUUACAUAAUUCUUGUUUCUUGAUUUGUUAGUUGAUAUGAAUUUACAUGGAUUUAACCUAUGUGGUGACCAAGAAGAUGGUCAGUAACUGAUAAAGAUGCAAAGUACAGCCACAAAGCAAGCAAUGUUUAGGUGUAGACCCUAAGCAGUUAAAGACAGGUAACAAAAGUUCACUGCCUACAGCCAUAAGUCUUUUGUGUCCACAUCUCCCAAGCUAAAUGGCCAUUUCAGCACUUACCAGCAGGUAACAAAUGCUCCAGGACUAAAAGGAUAAGCUCAAGGACACCUAGGACCCAAUCACAGAUAAGAACUCAGUUAUCAAACAUCACCCUGCCUGCAUGGAGCACUGAGCAUGUUCUCAGUGUUCUUAGAGCAUAAGAGCAAGAACUACCUUAGCACUAGGUCAGCUUGGGCAGGGCAGAUCACCCCUGGAUGGUCACAUCCCUCUCUCAAGUCCUCUCUGGCAGUAGCUGCUGCAAGAGAUGCAGUGGAACAAGGAUCUAACAAAGUUCAGAUCUAGUCAAUGCACCAAAAAUUACUUCCUUUUCUAUUCUCUAAGAUCAAGGACACAAAGAGCCCUUGUGUCAUCUGGUUUGAUGUUGUGGUCAGGCUCUUAAUUUCACCUAAGACUCCUGCAUAGAGCCUAGCAACUUGUGUUGGGCUGAAGUAUUUCCUAAGUGUUUCCUCCAGAAAUUAUCUGUUCAAUCAAAAAGGCAUUAAAGUGGUGGGUAUUACAUCACUGGUCUGGUUAGGAUUAAGUAGUCUCACCAAAUCCAUCGCUUACUUUAUUUGAUUUUGUGUAGCUUUAGUUUCUACCCCUUGGAUGGAUAUUUGUACAUUUUUUUCUGCUCAUUAUAAGAAUCUGUUAAUAUAAAGUGUCUCCUCCCUCUAAAGGAAUCUGAUUGCCUCUUGAUUUUCAUUGUAAGCUGAACAGACUCAGCUGUUAGCCAUUUUAUUCCUCCCUGAAAUAAUUUUAUGGCUUUUAGUGCCCAUAUUUUUUUUCAACAUCUUUAAAAAUGUGGACAGUGGGAUAGUUUGCAAAUUAUUAACUUAUCUCACUUAAUGCAGACAUCCAAAUCUUAAUCCUCCUUUUAUUCAUUACCUUGCUCUGCAUGGGAUAUGCCUGAGAUGAUUUGAAAGAGACCCAAAAAGGGGAGAGGAGGACAAGGGGAGUGUGCAGAGUUAAGAGUUUACAAUUAAAACCACGUAAACCAAGACAAAUCAAACACAAAUGAGCCCUCCAAACCAAGACAAUUAAAUACUCCAAACUCCCAAGUUUUGGGAAUCCCAACUGCAACAUUAUGUUCUCUAUUGUUUAAGAGCAAACUUCAGCAGAGCCGUCCCUGUCCUGCAAUUCUCCACACUCAAAGUACUGACUCAUUUUUUGUGUUUUGAAAUCCUGCAGUGGAGCUUUCUUAGGGAGUUUGGGUUCCACAGUAAUAAAGCCCUUGCACAGCUUCAGCCACACACCCCAGAACAGGACACAGAGGUGUUUUCCUCUUGAGGGGAAAAAGCUUUUCUUGAUAGUAGCAGAAAUACCCACAGGUAGUCAAGAUUGUUCAGUUCAGGUAGCAGUGAGGGGAGCUUGGCUUUGUUUCCUCUUCAAGUUGCAAGUCCUUCUCAUGUUUGACCAGCUGGGACAUACAGCAGCUUCUUUGAUUCCUAGGGCUGCAUCCUUUUUUUCUUCUUUGUUUUCAACCAGGUGUUUUCACCCUUUUAAUGUGCAAUGCAAAUACAGAGUUGAGAGGCAAAGGAGGAGGGGGAUUUCUCCCCCCUUCAUGCAGUAAGGCACACAAGGCAACCCGCUGGUCUCAGUACUGUUAGUUCACACAGCAACACCAGCAGUGAACACUGCUUAUCCCCAGGCACUGGCACUGGUACCUUCAUCAAAUCCUGAUGUUACCAUGAGCAUCUUAGGGGUUUGGGAGCUUUACACUAUUUGCCAAGUCCAUAAAUGACAGAAUCCAGUAUAAAAAAAGGUCAAUAUAUUACUGUUGAAAGUUUUUUUUUUUUCUCCUUUUUUUAUACAAAAAUUAAAAAGAUCAAAAUAUAUCACAUUAUUUACAUAUUGUGCUUCAUGCUCAGAGAUCACUGAAAGAGAACACACAGACAUACGUUUUAAUUAGAAGCGUUCCACUCAUUAUCUUUACUACUCUUGUUAAUAAUGUAAGAAUUGGCAUUCAGGUUUCUUUUAGUAUUAACAGUACAUCCAAACAACUUAACCACAGAAUUAAAAAACUUUUAUAUGCUAAGGGCAUGCUUACAGCUUAACAAGGAUUUGCAACCAGUUAGUAACAUGCUUGCUAUUAACUCAGACUGUGUCCACAUACCACAUGUUUGGAACUGGGUCAGUAAUUCCUCUCAGCUUCAGUGUCAUAUUUUUGUUGCGAGAAUGAGGUUACAGCAUCCUCCCACAAUCAUGAUCAAGUCCUCAUCUUACAGAGGGGAUACCUGUCCCCCUCAUUCUCCUGGGCUGCCUUCAGCACUUACAACCCCUGGCUGUUGACCACCUGCAGCCAGAUGGACUGAUUUGAGUCUUGAAAUAUUGUAGGGGUUGUCAAUUAUCAUGUUAAUAGCAGAAAACUCUUUGGAAAUCCCAUGUUUUGUAAAGAAGUUGCCCACUGUAGAAGUCUCAGCUGUGGGGCUGAGUAGGUCACACAAGCACAUUUUGCAGAGUGAUGCAGACUUUGCACAAGUGAUUCCUUAACUGCCUGGGCUAUUAAAAAAAGGGCAAAAGCAGAGCAAGCCUGGAAAAAAAAAAAAGGCAUUGCUACCCAGCAGUGUUAAGGAAAAUGAUUUUUCAUGCUUAACAAGUUUUUGGAGUGAUGUUCCCAGCCCCAGUCUACAGCUGUGGGGAACAAGACACAAAGCUAGAUGGAAUCCUGCUCUCCCAGAUGCCUGCCAGACACAUAACCUGUUGCUUAAAGGAAGUGCAGCAAUGCAAACAAUCACCAGGCAGCCAGCAAAACUACUCAGGACCUGCUGAAGUUUACACGAUUACUAUUAUUACUGUACCUUAUGCCAACAUCCUGCUACUGGCAGUCCGUCUGGGCCCUGCAAAAUUGAAUUCAGAGAUUCAAUUUCUGUUGACAGUGACUUAAAAGUCUGACCCAAAAACCUGAAGCUCAGCCCUUGCAAGGCUGAAAGGUUUAACAGCACUGUUAAUUACCAUGCAAACCCCAUUUGCUGUAUAUGCAGAAAAACAAACACGCAGGCAACGUAAUCUGUGUGCUUAACAACAAAAUUGAGUACUCUCCACGUUAAAAA
Molecule: messenger RNA, 5162 nt
Organism: Calypte anna (Anna's hummingbird)
Lineage: Eukaryota; Metazoa; Chordata; Aves; Apodiformes; Trochilidae
Gene: HNRNPAB
Product: heterogeneous nuclear ribonucleoprotein A/B
Exons: 9
Coding region: 131-1183 (350 amino acids)
Biological process (GO): regulation of gene expression
Cellular component (GO): nucleoplasm
Molecular function (GO): RNA binding
Source: RefSeq, a predicted model, not a curated record